AUGGUUCAACAUUGUGCAGGGCUUCCAUUAGCCAUUGUUGUAUUGGGAGGAAUUUUGGCUACAAAGAAUAAUUCAUUAAACGAAUGGCGAAAGAUAUCUGACAAUGUAAAAUCAUAUUUGAAGAAAAGCAAAAAUCAAAGACCAGACGAUGUGUUAGCAUCAAGUAUUGCGUCAUCAAAGCAAAAAGAAAGAGAUGGUGGGGAAAUUGCGGAAGAUGUGGCGGAAUCUUAUUUAAUGGAGCUUGUGGAAAGUUCAAAUAUUCGGUCACUUUUGUUCUUCAAUGAGUUCUUUCCGGAGGAGGCAUUAGAAAAAUCUUUGCCCUUGGAAGUGUUGAAUUACGUUAAAGAACAUGAAGAUGAAGUUUGUAAUCCACUUGUUUGUAUUUUUAUGAUUUCGCGAGCUGGUACGAGCUGUCUUAAAGCUCGGGGAAUUUGGAGAUACAUGUUCAACAACUUCAAAUUGCUAAGAGCCCUAAACUAUGAGAUAACAAGAGGUGAUCAUUCUGUAGGGUUUAAGUUACCCAGCGAUAUAGGUAAUCUCAUCCAUUUAAGAUUCUUGAGUUUAAAGGAUCUUAAGUUCUCAUGGAUAAAGUUGCCAUCAUCUCUAGGCAACUUAAGAUGCUUGCAAACCUUGGAUUUAAGAGUUGGGAAUUACGAAAUUCAUGUACUUAAUGUGAUAUGGAGGAUGGAGCAACUAAGACAUUUAUAUCUCCCUUUCAUGUGUAAAAGCAGAACUAAGUUGAUGUUGGGUACUUUGAGAAAACUCCUAACACUUGUGAACUUCAACACCAAGAAUUAUUAUCUGAAGGAUCUUAUCAACAUGACAAAUCUUAGAGAGUUGGGGAUAAAUUUCCCCUUCAAUUUUGAAAAUUUCAAUGAGAAGGAGCUGGGCGAGAAUCCAUUCAUAAUCCGAAGCAAAUAUCUUCAUUCCUUGUCUAUUAUUACCCAGUGGCUAAUCUUAUCAAUAGAUCCAAGACAUUUGGCCCACCUCCUUUCAAGUUGUACAAGUAUUUGCAAGUUGAGUAUAAAUUAUGCAAGGAUAAGUAAGUUACCGGAGUAUCACUACUUCUCUUCACAUCUCGCUUACAUACGGUUGCUAGGGUGCGAGUUUAAGGAAGAUCCAAUACGAACACUAGAGAAGCUGCCUAACUUAAGGAUUCUUGAAUUCGAAAGUUCUUUCGAAGGAAAGGAAAUGUUUUGCUCUGCUCAGGGUUUUCCUAAACUUGAGUCUCUAAUCCUUGGGGCGUACUACAAUUUGGAGGAGUGGAAGAUGGAUGAAGGAGCCAUGCCUUCUCUUUAGUGAUUGGAGAUCAGGCGUUGCCCAACAUUGAAGAUGCUUCCAGAGGGAUUGAGGUUCAUUACAACCCUCAAAGAACUGAAGAUUGAAUCAAUGCCAAAGGCAUUCAAAGAUAGAUUGGAGGAAGGAGGAGAAGAUUUCUACAAAGUCAAACAUGUUCCCUCUAUCAUAUUCCAAAACUGUGGCUAAUAGAUUGAAUG
Molecule: messenger RNA, 1496 nt
Organism: Gossypium raimondii (Peruvian cotton)
Lineage: Eukaryota; Viridiplantae; Streptophyta; Magnoliopsida; Malvales; Malvaceae
Product: probable disease resistance protein At1g58602
Exons: 3
Coding region: 1-1299 (432 amino acids)
Biological process (GO): defense response to other organism
Molecular function (GO): ADP binding
Source: RefSeq, a predicted model, not a curated record